AUGGCGGGUCGCAGGUCACGGCUUGAUCUUCUUGAUCUCUCAAUUACUCUGCGAUUGACCCACAACUCUCUGACUUUUGACUUUAUCGGCACCCCCACAGAUGAAACAGCUGAUGACCUGUAUACAGUUCAGAUACCCAGAAGCUGGCUGUCAGCUUUCCUGGACUUUGCUUUUCUUUACAAUGGAGCUAAUCUUCAGCCUCUACUCCAGUUUACACCCUUCACUCUCAUCCAUAGGUCAAGAAUAUUAACAAUAGGAGAAGUUCCAAAGGAUCAAGUCUAUACUAUGAAAUUGAAAGGAAUCUCGGUGUGUUUCUCCAUGUUGAAGGCGGCCCUCUGUGGGAACUAUGUGAACUUUGGAGUGUUCCGUCUGUAUGGAGAUAACGCGCUGGACAAGGCGUUUGGAAUGUUUGUCAAGCUCCUGUUGUCUGUGUCCCAGAGAGACCUGAUGGACUACCCCAAGCUGAGCCAGAACUUCUAUAGUUUGCUGGAGUGCCUGGCCAACGAUCACAUGGCUUUCAUCAGUAGCUUAGAACCCCAAGUCUUUCUCUACAUCCUGGCCACCAUAUCUGAGGGUCUCACAGCUCUAGCAUACAAAUGGAGCUCUAUCCAAGAUACCAUGGUUUGUACCGGAUGCUGUGCCACGCUGGAUACAGUCAUCACCUAUCUGUUCAAGAACCUUACAAUCAAAAAGAAGAAACAAAAUCACAUGCAGCAAAACGAGGCUUUUUUUCGAAUCCUAGAACUUCACCCAGAAAUCCUUCAGCAAAUGCUUUCUACAGUACUCAACAUUAUCAUGUUUGAGGACUGUCGGAACCAAUAG
Magallana angulata is the source of this 822-nucleotide messenger RNA. RefSeq names its product exportin-7-B-like. Lineage: Eukaryota; Metazoa; Mollusca; Bivalvia; Ostreida; Ostreidae. Gene Ontology annotation, molecular function: nuclear export signal receptor activity. The record is from RefSeq and is a predicted model, not a curated record. Gene Ontology annotation, cellular component: cytoplasm; nuclear pore. The transcript is spliced from 9 exons. Bases 1 to 822 code for a protein of 273 amino acids. Gene Ontology annotation, biological process: protein export from nucleus.